AUGGCUGCUGAAAGAUUGGCAGAAACCUGUGACGUGAUCGAAACCAGAGGAAGUCUGAGGAUCUUAGGCGUCCCUCUGCAGGAGGAUAAGAGCCUGUCCAUCUCUGGCUGUAAGCGCUUUGUCUUUGGGCGAGAAUCAAACAAGAGUAACUACACUAUGAUGGUAGUGGGGGGGACAGGGGCCGGGAAGUCUUCCCUCAUCAACAGUUUGUUCAACUACAUCUCUGCAGUGGAGUGGAACCACCCCUUUCGCUUUAAGAUUGUGGUCGAAGACCAGUCCAGCUCCCAGGUCGACAGCCAGACCUCUGAAGUGGUCAUCUAUCAGAUCAACCCCAGAGACGGUUUCAGGAUCAACUACCCCCUCACUGUGAUCGACACCCCUGGGUACGGAGACUCCCGAGGCCUUCUGCGAGACAAGGAGACCACAGACCAGAUCCGGAGGCUCUUCACUGAAGCGUGUGGAGUCUCUGAGGUCCACGCCAUCUGCUUCGUGGCUCAGUCCUCAUUAGUGCGACUCACUCCUUCACAGAAGUACAUCUUCGACUCGCUGCUGUCCAUCUUCGGCAAAGACGUGGCUGAGAACAUCAGGAUCCUGGUGACUUUUGCCGAUGGCACAGAUUGCUUUGUUUUGGACGCCAUAAAAGCUGCACAGAUCCCCUGCUCAAAAUCAGAGGACGGACACGUGCUGUACUUUGAAUUCAACAACGCUGCUAUGUUCACUGCCAUCAAGUCCAAAGAUAAAGGCUUCGGGUUCAUGUUUUGGGAAUUGGGACUCAAAAACAUGGAUUUGUUACUGGAUAAUCUGACUCGCACAAACCCUAAGAGUCUGACACUGUCGGUAGAGGUGUUGAAGGAGAGGAGGCACCUGGAGUAUCUGGUGGAAGAAUUGCAAAAACAGGUGAAGACUGGUCUUCAAAAACUCGAAGAAAUUAAAAACACAGAAGAGGAACUGAAAGACAAGGAGGCAGAGAUAAACAGGAACAAGGACUAUGAAAUCCCAGUGUCCUACACUGAGGUGAAAGAGGAACUUCCUGAGCCUGGAUAUUACAUCACCAACUGUCAGGACUGCCAUUACACCUGCCAUGCCACCUGCCAGAUCGCAGAUGAUCAAAAGAAACAUGGGUGUGUCGCUAUGAAGUCUGAUGGCACCUGCAACGUGUGUCCAAAAAAAUGCCACUGGACAAAACAUUUCAAUCAGAAAUACAAGUGGGUAUACGUGACAGUCACAAAGAAGCAAACCAUGGAGGACCUGAAGAAGAAGUACUUGGAUGCGUCACAGGCGAAGGCUCCAGUGGAGAUGUUGAUGGACAAACUUCGGCAGGAGUACAACCAGCAGGAGCAGCAGGUGAACGACAUCGUGAAGCAGGCCACCUCCGCUCUGAACCGACUGAAGCAGAUCGCCCUGAAGCCCACCGGCCUCUCCACCCUGGAGUACAUCGACCUGCUCAUCCAGAGCGAGAAGAAUGAGCACAAACCUGGAUGGAACAAAUGA
Molecule: messenger RNA, 1491 nt
Organism: Knipowitschia caucasica
Lineage: Eukaryota; Metazoa; Chordata; Actinopteri; Gobiiformes; Gobiidae
Source: the annotation of a GenBank genome assembly